Messenger RNA from Helicoverpa zea (corn earworm), 3204 nucleotides. RefSeq lists its product as uncharacterized. The transcript has 4 exons. NCBI's taxonomy places the organism in Eukaryota, Metazoa, Arthropoda, Insecta, Lepidoptera, Noctuidae. Gene Ontology annotation, molecular function: nucleic acid binding. The coding region runs from base 571 to 2055 and encodes 494 amino acids. The record is from RefSeq and is a predicted model, not a curated record.
AUUUACUAUAGCAUUAGACAGAAGUAAAAAAAGGCUCUUUUAGGAGUACAGUUUGCAAUAAAAAUGCAAUAAACACUAUUACAGUCAAGAUUGAUGAGGAGUUAAAUAAAACCAUUUUAAAUAACAGCUGUCACACUUAAUUGUACUUAUUUAAGCCAUUUACGUUCUUAAAUUACAAGUCCUUCAUUUAAUAUUAUUUAUUUUUUAAAUAAAAUAAUGUCGUGUCUAUGUUUAAAAUCUAAAAGAAGCAGGGGCAGAUAGUGCUCGGAACGUUUUUUCAUGUAACUAUAACUCAACCAAAUCUAAAAUGUUACCUUGUCCCUUCCUAAAUUGCGGCAGCACGUGUUUUUUAAUUUUGUUGGUUUAUAAUGUCAUCUAUCUGCGACUGUCAAUUUGACAUAUUGUUAUUCACUUGUGGAUACUUGUGAAUGCUACGCCUUGUUUCGUUGUUAUUGUUGAGUUUUCGUGGUUUAGUUGUUAUUUGUUACUGUUUUUCUGUUUGUUAUUGUUACUAUAUUAGUGUUACGUAAUUUUGUGUUGUUCAUACAAAGCAGUACAUUUUGUUGAACUAUGAACACGGACGAUCUCGGUGCAGGCCCGAGUGGCUUGCAAGCGCAACAUGUACGUACUGAAACUGCUAGUGACGCUGAGCAACGUCAACAGCCAAAACGACGUGGCCCCAAAAUUGAACACGACGUUAAAAUAUUGUCUCCCAAGAAAAAGCGAUCAAAGCAAACACCUCUUCAUUCUGCAGAAAAAACAACAGUUUUAAAUAUUUAUAAAGACAUCAAGGGGUCCCAGUCAGAAAGUACUCCUGCUUAUAUGACGCAGUUAGUUAAUAAAACUGCAGAAAUUGCAGGCAUAUCUCGUGCAACAGUGUAUAAUAUCCUCAAAGAGUACAAUACAGAAGGUCGCCUGCAAUCACCUCCUCCUCGCCAACGGAAAUAUUCAAAAUCGGAUGAAUAUGAUGAUAUAAUAUUAAGUGGAAUACGAAGGAAAAUUCAUUCUUUUUUCUUUGAUAAUGAAUUACCAACAUUGGAUAAGAUUCUGGAAGCCGUGAAUAGUGAUGAGUCUCUACCCGAUUUUAAAAGAAGCACUUUAUAUAAUUUAAUUAAAAACAAAUUAAAAUUUACAUAUAUUAAAAGAAGUAGAAGAAGUGCCCUAAUUGACAGACAGGAGAUUGUAUUAUGGAGGGUGAAAUAUCUCCAUGAAAUUAAGAGACUAAGGAAUGAAGGAAAAAAAAUAUAUUAUUUAGAUGAGACUUGGCUAAAUGAAGGACACACAAAAAGCAAAGUAUGGCAAGACAGUACUGUUAAGUCUUCAAAGGAAGCACACCGAGCAGGCUUAUCAACUGGUUUAAAGAACCCAACUGGAAAAGGAAAACGGCUUAUCAUUGGCCAUAUUGGAUCAACAGAUGGGUUUUUAAUGAAUGGUGAAUUAAUAUUUGAAGCCAAAAAGGGAGAUGGAGACUACCAUUCUGAAAUGGAUGCACACAAUUUUGAAAAGUGGUUCAGUUUAAUAUUAUCCAAAAUCGAGAGUGGUUCAGUUAUUGUUAUGGAUAAUGCGCCUUAUCAUUCAAGAAAAGUGGAGAAGCUGCCAACUACAGCCACACGAAAGGCAGAUAUUCAGGAAUGGCUGAAAAACAAAAAUAUUCCUUUUGAGGAAAAAGACCUUAGGGCCACUUUAUUAGAGAAAGUGAAACAUGUAAAACAUAUGUACCAAAAGUUUGUUGUAGAUGACAUGGCUAAAGAAAAGAACGUAUUAGUGUUGCGCCUUCCACCUUACCACUGCGAGCUCAACCCAAUCGAACUAAUAUGGGCUCAAAUGAAGGGAUAUGUAGCACAAAACAAUAAAAGUUUUAAAUUAAAGGAAGUGCAGCAGUUGCUCCCUCAAGCACUCGCAAAUAUAACUGCAGAAAAAUGGCAAUCUUGCAUUGCCCAUACAAUUAAGGAAGAGGAAAGAUUUUGCCAACUUGAUGGUAUAAUGGAUGAAGUUGUAGAAAGGUUUAUUAUUAACGUUGGUGAAUCUUCAUCAUCAUCGGAGGAUGAUGAAUAAAGAGUUCAUAUUUAUAUCUAUCACAUCGAUUAUAUCAUUAGGGUGGCAAAACCUUUUCUCUUAUUUAAUACCUUGCAAUAAAUCUCACACUUUUGUCUUUGGAAAAUGUUAUAAUAGUUGGUAUUUAACUUGCUAAACGAUUAUAGAUAAAAUUAUUACUUUUGUUACCGCCUAUGUCAGCAUACAUAAAUUAACUGAUGGUAGCAGUGACUAAAUUGUUAAGUAUGUUUUGUGUCUUAUUUUCUUGGUUUGUUUUAAUCAUAAUAGGUAUGGAUUAUGAUGAAGUUGUUUUUAAUAAACUAAUUGCAACAAUUUUUUUUUAUUUCAUGUGUCUAUCCAAGCAUCGUAACGAGUAGAUAGAUAGAUAGAAUGCACUUUGCCGUACAUAGAAGUCAUACACUGGCACUAAAAUCACACAUUAUCUGUUAAAAUUGUUCGAAAUUGACUUCAAAAUAAAAGGUUUCGUACUCCUGCUUCUGCGAGCCUCUUUUUUCUAAUGUUAUAAUAAAUGGACUAUAGAUAUCGUGUUACGAGUACAUACCUGGUAACACUAGCGGUUAAUGCGGCUGUCCAAAAUUAUUGGAAAGUGACCUGAAACAACACAGAACUAAUUAAAAUCAUUAAAUUGAUCUCACUGGAUUAAUUAAAGAAAACUGUUAAUUUGAAUAUAAUAAUUCGCACAGCCAUUAAUCAAAUACGCAAACGUAUAAAAAAGAUAUAUUUUGUUAAUGUCUAUUAAGUGUUCUAUAUUUAAACUGUCGUGGCUAUUAACCAUCACGCAACGAUUUGAAUUUGUUUUUCGAAUUAUGUCUUUGUUUAGUACAGUUUAUUUCUACAGAUAAAACAAAAAAGGUCCAAUGUAAAUAAAUAAACACAUUACAUAAAAUUAUUAUAGAGGGAAUUCACGUGACCCAAAUAAACUUACAGCGUAUUACCGUUCAUGAAUUUGUUAUUACGUUCGAACGUUAUGUAGUAGGUAUAUAGGCAUGAAAUAGGCACCUAUAUAAUACAGGUAUAGAACAAAUAGCCAGCAUUGUCAUUAGAUUGUUUAUCUAAUCUAUUAUGUAAAUUCGUCACAGUGUAUGUUAUUAAAAAUGUAUUUGUUAUUAUAAAUUCACCCAUAUCUCGGGCAUUAUACUUUUAACUAAU